AUGAAUCCGCGCCCAGGCGAUCCCUCGGAAGAGGAAGCGCAGCGGGACCUCGAGGAUAGCGAGGGUGCACACUCGCAGUCUGUGGAUCCUGCGACGAAUGGCGAUCUCGUGGACGCCGAGGAGAGCCAGGAGUACGCAGACAGCGAGAACGCAGAAGAGCAAGCUGUAGGCGAUCUGGCGGAAGACGUACAGGAGGACCAGGAAGUGCAGCAGGAGCCCGAAGACAAUGAAAUGGAGCAUCGUGAAGCUGCAGACGGUGACACGAUGAUCGGUGUACUCCCGGAAGACGAAGAGCAGGAGCAGGAUGUGACGCAGGAGCACGGAGACAUCGACAUACAUGCCGAAGAAGUGGGUGCUGCGACGAUAAGUGGCGACCUCCCGGCAGAAGCCAACGAGGAGGAGCCAGAGCAGCAGGGACCAGGAGAUGCCCCGGAAGAAGCCAUACAACAAGAGCUGCGCGAGCAUGAGAGUGCAGACGUGCAAGCUGGAGCUGAGACGAUGCGUGGUGAAGUCGGUGACGUGGAGCACGACCAAGUCGUGCAGCAGCGCGCGCCAGAAGCGAGCGGCCAUCUUCCGGCAGAGGAGCCGAAGGCCGAAGGCGAAGCACCGGAGACCUCUCACACGAGCCGCGGCCUGAGAUCCAAGGGGGAAGAAACAUCAGAGAGACCUUUGAGAGCUACGGCUGAUGCUAUAAAUCCUGCAUGA
Symbiodinium necroappetens is the source of this 705-nucleotide messenger RNA. The record is from the annotation of a GenBank genome assembly. NCBI's taxonomy places the organism in Eukaryota, Dinophyceae, Suessiales, Symbiodiniaceae.